This is a messenger RNA of Alosa alosa (allis shad), 9118 nucleotides long. RefSeq names its product ELKS/RAB6-interacting/CAST family member 2. The record is from RefSeq and is a predicted model, not a curated record. Gene Ontology annotation, biological process: neuromuscular synaptic transmission; maintenance of presynaptic active zone structure; regulation of synaptic plasticity. NCBI's taxonomy places the organism in Eukaryota, Metazoa, Chordata, Actinopteri, Clupeiformes, Clupeidae. Gene Ontology annotation, cellular component: cytoskeleton of presynaptic active zone. The transcript has 22 exons. Gene Ontology annotation, molecular function: structural constituent of presynaptic active zone. Bases 222 to 4241 code for a protein of 1339 amino acids.
AGAGGAAUCACCAUUAAAAGGCAGGCGUUCGCAGAGAAUCACAGCUUUGAAAUUGUGGAGCGCAAACGCGAAUCCAGCAGGCAGGCAGUCAGGCAGCAGCAGGCGGCUGAUGUGUGGCAGUGAGAGGGCGGAGCCUCCAGUCAGAGUAGCCCUCGCGCACACACUCCCCGGGCGUCCAGUCACACCCAGUCGCAGACGGCGUUCGGCGGGAGGCGGUAGAGAUGUACGGGAGCGCUCGCACGGUCAGCCACCUGGAGAGCAGCCCGGCCCGCUCGCCUCGACUCCCGCGCUCGCCGCGGCUGGGUCACCGGCGCGCCCACAGCGGAGGCGGCAGCGGUGGUGGCGGAGGGGGGAAGACCCUCUCCAUGGAGAACAUCCAGUCGCUCAACGCCGCCUACGCCACCUCGGGGCCCAUGUACCUGAGUGACCACGAGGGGCUGGGCACGGGUCACCACGCCACCUACCCGCGCGGCACCAUGACGCUGGGCCGCUCCACCAGCCGCGUGUACGGCGGCCGCGUCACCGCCAUGGGCAGCACGCCCAACAUCGCCACCGCGGGCCUGCCGCACUCGCACCUGGACCUGCUGGGCUACGGCGCCGCCGACCUGGGCUCGCUGUCCAUGCUGCACCACCACCACCACGGCGGCACGCCGUCGGCCCUGCUGCGCCAGGCGGUGCGCAGCAGCGGCGGCGAGCUGCUGGAGAUGCAGGCGCAGCUGCGCGAGAUGCAACGCGAGAACGACUUGCUCAGGCGCGAGCUGGACCUCAAGGACACCAAGCUGGGCUCCUCGGCCAACAGCAUCAAGAGCUUCUGGAGCCCCGAGCUCAAGAAGGAGCGCGUCAUGCGCAAGGAGGAGGCCGCACGCACCUCAGUGCUCAAGGAGCAGAUGAGGGUCACCCAUGAAGAGAACCAGCACCUGCAGCUGACCAUACAGGCCUUGCAGGACGAGUUGCGUACUCAGAGGGACCUCAACCAGCUGCUGCAGCAGGAGAACAGCGGGCGCAUGGGCGGCAACGACCACUUCACCACCAUCGAGCUGACCGAGGAGAACUUCCGGCGGCUGCAGGCCGAGCAUGACCGGCAGGCCAAAGAGCUCUUCCUGCUGCGCAAGACGCUGGAGGAGAUGGAGCUGCGCAUCGAGACGCAGAAGCAGACGCUGGGCGCGCGCGACGAGUCCAUCAAGAAGCUGCUGGAGAUGCUGCAGAGCAAGGGCCUGGCGCCGGGCGGCCGCGCCUCCGAGGAGGAAGAGCAGGAACGGGCGCGGCGCAUCGCCGAGGCCGAGGCCCAGCUCAGCCACCUGGAGGUCAUCCUGGACCAGAAGGAGAAGGAGAACAUCCACUUGAGAGAGGAGCUUCAUCGGAGGAACCAGCUCCACCAGGACCCCAGCAAAACGAAAGCCCUGCAGACCAUCAUCGAGAUGAAGGACACCAAAAUCGCGUCCCUGGAGCGCAACAUUCGCGACCUGGAGGACGAAAUUCAGAUGCUGAAGGCCAACGGCUUGCUGAACACCGAAGACCGCGAGGAGGAGAUCAAACAGAUGGAGGUGUACAAGAACCACUCCAAGUUCAUGAAGACCAAGAUUGACCAGCUGAAGCAGGAGCUCUCAAAGAAAGAGUCGGAGCUGCUGGCCCUACAGACCAAGCUGGAGACUCUGAACAACCAGAACUCGGACUGCAAGCAGCACAUUGAAGUGCUCAAAGAGUCCCUCACUGCCAAGGAGCAGCGUGCUGCCAUCCUCCAGACUGAGGUUGAUGCCCUGCGACUGCGUCUGGAGGAGAAGGAGUCCUUCCUCAACAAGAAGACCAAGCAGCUGCAGGACCUGACUGAGGAGAAGGGCACUCUGGCCGGCGAGAUUCGAGACAUGAAGGACAUGCUGGAGGUCAAGGAGAGGAAGAUCAAUGUCCUCCAGAAGAAGAUUGAGAAUCUCCAGGAGCAGCUGCGGGAUAAGGACAAGCAGCUAGGGAACCUGAAAGACCGAGUGAAGUCUCUGCAGACUGACUCCAGCAACACGGACACUGCUCUGGCCACCCUGGAGGAGGCGCUCUCCGAAAAGGAGCGCAUAAUUGAGAGGCUUAAGGAUCAGAGAGAGAGGGAGGAUCGUGAGCGCCUGGAGGAGGUGGAGGCCUACAAAAAAGAGAACAAGGACCUCAAGGAGAAGGUCGGCACCUUGCAAUUGGAGUUAACUGAUAAAGAGUCCAGUCUGAUUGACCUGAAGGAGCAUGCCUCCUCACUGGCCUCCUCAGGACUUAAGAAGGACUCCAAACUGAAGUCCCUGGAGAUCGCCAUCGAGCAGAAGAAGGAGGAGUGCAGUAAGUUGGAAACACAGUUGCAGAAGCAAGCAGAGCAGCUGUUCAGUCAGAUGAGCAACCCUAAGGCACACGAGGUGGAUCAUCAGAGUUCCCGUGGCAACCCUGACUUUAUGGACCGGGUGAAGCUCCUGGAAAAGGAGGUGACAUUCUACAAGGAGGAGUCUGGGAAAUCCCAGGCGGAGGUGGAGAGACUGCUGGAAAUCCUCCGUGAAGUUGAGACAGAGAAGAACGACAAGGACAAGAAGAUUGCUGAACUCGAAAGCCCUGCAAUCCAUGCCCCCCACUCUCUCCAUGGUCCCCAUGCCCCUCAGGGUCCUCAUGCCCCACAGGGACCCCAUACCCCCCACUCUCUCCAUGGUCCUCAUGCCCCACAGGGACCCCAUACCCCCCACUCCCUCCAGGGUCCUCAUGCCCCUCAGGGUCCUCAUGCCCCACAGGGACCCCAUACCCCCCACUCUCUCCAUGGUCCCCAUGCCCCUCAGGGUCCUCAUGCCCCUCAUGGUCAUGCCCAUCCACCUGCCUCUGUCCCUGGUUCUACCCAUGGCCCUGGCGCCACCCCUACUUCUCGCGCGUCCCCUCGUCCCGGUGGCAGAGCCCCCCCUGACCCGGCCCCCUCUGUGUCCGCUGCCCCCCAGCAGAUUGGGGGCAUGGUGUGGGACUUCCUGGGAAACCUCGCUCCCAGGCAAACCAAGGACCAGACCAAGAAGGGCCCUAACAUCAAAUUGGGGCCUCAGGGAGACAAGAAGGAUGCAAGAAAGGACAACCCUAUGGACAACCCAAAGAUGGAGGAACUGAUGAACGUUCUAGAGAAGACGAGGCAGGAGCUUGAUGCCACCAAGCAGCGCCUGUCCUCCAGCCAGCAGUCCCUGUCUGAGCGCGAUGGUCACCUGACCAACAUGCGUCAGGAGCGCCGUAAACACCUGGAGGAGAUCCUGGAGAUGAAGCAACAAGCUCUGCUGGCAGCCAUCAGCGAGAAAGACGCCAACAUUGCCCUUCUGGAACUCUCCGCUUCCAACAAGAAGAAGACGCAGGAUGAGGUGCUGUCUCUGAAGAGGGAGAAGGACAAGCUGGUGCACCAGCUCAAACAGCAGACCCAGAGCAGAAUGAAGCUGAUAGCAGAUAACUAUGAGGAUGACCACUACCACACCCACCCCCCUCACCCACAGCAGCCCACACCCCAGCCAGGCUACCCAGCGCAUCCCCAGCACCUCCAGCAUGCUCCCCAGCCCCCCUACCCCCACGCCCCUCACCCCCAGCACCCCCAGCCCCCACAGCAGCACCCACACCCCCAGGGACCACAGCCCCAGUACCCUCCCCAUCCCCAGCACCCGCAACACCCCCAACAUACCCAGCACCCUCAGCACCCCAACAUCCACAGCCGGCUCCCCAGCACCAACAGCAUGGCCCCCGGGCCCAGCAGCCCCACCCCCAGCAGCAGCACCCCCAACACCCCCAACACCUGCACGGCCCCAUGCCCCCCCAGCAGCAACAGCAGCAGCAGCAGCAGCAGCAGCAACAGCAGCAUCCCCCUCACCCCCAGCACCCUCAUGCUCCUCAGCCCCAGCAGCAGCCCCCCCACCCUGGACACCCGCACCCCCAGCAGCAGCACCCCUCAGCACCACCCCCAGCAGCAGCACCACCCCCAACAGCACCCUCAGCAGCACCCCCAACAACACCCCCAACAGCACCCCCAACAGCACCCUCAGCAGCACCCCCAACAACACCCCCAACAGCACCCUCAGCAGCACCCCCAACAACACCCCCAGCAACACCCCCAACAGCACCCCCAACAGCACUCCCAGCACCCUCAGCCCCACGGCCAGCAGCACCCCCGUCACCCACCACCACACCACCGCGGCCCGGCACGCGGCCCCCACGCUGGACAUCGACCCUCCGCAGACCAGGAUGAUGAGGAAGGCAUUUGGGCAUAACCAUUUCCAAAACCAAAGCUCUUAUGUUGUUUUGUUGAGAUGAUUCAGUCACUACUGGAGGAGAACAGCCAUGCCAUGAUGCUGAAACAACACACUGUCCAUCUGACCAGACAUCUGACCAGACCUUACCCUCAAUCUGUUGCCUUCGCUGGAGUAGGUUGCCGUUUUGUCUCAGUUCAGUGGAAGGGGCAGAGUCAUGCAAGUGGGAGGGCCAAGCGAAGUGAUACACAACUGAGCAGAUGAUUGGGGCAGGAUGAUUAAAACUGAGGCAGGACUGGGGUAUGGACCUUGACACAUGGAUACGUAUCCACCACCUGAUGUUGUAUGCCAGUGGGAAGGAAUCUCCUCAUCCACCUAGACAAUGCAUUGUGCUGGAUCAGCAGUCACCUCCAUGAAGAUCUUAUCCCUCAAGUUCUUGAGAUAACUGUGAUCAGAUUACCUAUCAACUACUGUCUGGCUGCUCUUGCACCUACUCUAACAUCUGCCUGGUUCCGCCCAGCUCACGUGACUGGCCUAUUGUCCUGUUCACAUCUGCCUGAUUCUGCCCAGCUCACGUGAUUGACCUAUCAUCCUGUUCACAUCUGCCUGGCUCCGCCCCUCUCUCUGACACUGAUCUGCCAAGCUAAUGUUCUCCCCGCCCACAUGGUCACAGUCCCCUGCCUUUGUUUAGCCCCACACACAGCUGUUGUCUGGACCAACUGCCUCUGUCUCUCUCCUUCCAUCUUUGCAAUUUCUGCUGCCAAGAUUUACCUAUGUAUUCAUUUAUUUCUUGAUUUUGUUUUGAUUUGUAUAAUUGUAAUUGGAUCGAUAUUUUUGGUGAAAUGCGGUAGCCUGCCAACUUUACACAGAAACAUUUGUUUACCUUGCCUUUAUAACUCUCACCCCACAGCACAUCUUUUGUUACAUAUCAGGGAAGUAGAAUUCAGAGGAACUCUGCCCCCUGGUGGCUUCCUCCUGUACACCCCCCAUCAGUACGGCCUUACUGGCAGCGAAGCCUCCCUGCCCUCUGGUGACGUGAGAGAGAGUAGGGCCUAGUGUGCACAGCUGUGGUCUGGCCCAUACAUGUUGUUACCUCAGUUCAGCAUUCUGAAGCAGCCCACCUCUAUGCAGUCUUCUGAGGGGUUAGUGCUGUUACCUUUCAGUUACCUUUGAGAGUACAAAUCAGAACAAUUUCAUUUAGUGAGUGUGUUUGUAUGUGUUUCUGUGAGUGUGUGGUGUGUGUGUUUCUCUGUGUGUGUGUGUGUGUGUGUGUGUGUGUGUGUGUGUGUGACAUUUAUCAUAAAAAAAACAGUAUUGAAUCAUACUGGUCAGCUGUGGACAUUUCUGGAGUUCUGAGCAUUCUCCUUUUCAGAGCGUGUUCUGGUUGGUCUCCUAGAGAAGAUCCUGCGCCUAUGCAGAUCCUGCGCCUAUGCUCCCUCUUCCAGGGUAUAUUUCUAAUGGUGCUUCAGCUGGUGCUCCUGCUCAUGAAGGCUUCAGAUCCAGCAGUCAUGACGACAAACCUAAUGUGAUCUGAAACAAUAAAACCCGAAAAACAACAGGUGAUCUCGCCGACAAGCAACACUUGAGCUGUUUGGUGAGUGAGCUUCUAGCUUCGGCCUCUCCUGCCCAGUCCUCUCUGGUCAAACAAGACUGUUUUGAACAGAAAAAAGCAGCUGUCUUUUUGGAUCCUCAACGUGAUCCUGGGGCAGCAGAAGUGUACUAACAGAUAAAAACAAUCAAAACAAACAAUGAUGAAGUAAUCUCAAGUCCUACAAACCAUCUACUGGUUCCUAAAUCUACAGCACAGGCAAAUGUGUUGGGAACCGCGUUCUUAGAUUUGGGUAUCUGUUCUAAUCGUUCAUGGUCAGCUCGCCUCAGAUGACCUAUCUGUUCUAUGAGAUGUGGUUUGUGUGUGUGUGGGAAUCUGUAGCUCGUGGAGUCGGUGCCCUUUUAGUCUGUAGUGAGGGUCAAUCAGUCCCCACAGCAGUACCGGAUGACCAAAUCCCUUGGCCUCUCAUCCAUUUGGUUCAGCUCAUCCCCGAGCUGUUGCACUGACCCCUGCCCUAUCUCUGUGACUCCUUGGUGUCCCCUUGAACUUGGUGGCCUGUGCCUCGAGACAUUAUAUAUACACACAUAUAUAAAUAUACAUAGAUAAAUAUAUAUAUUAAAAAAAUAGAUAUAUUUAAAAUGUGUCUUUACGUGCUGAGAAAAUAGUGACUUUAAAAAUAAUUAGAAUGCGAAGAGAACUACUUUUUCCCCUUUUCAGUGUGGCCCUCAGUAUUUUAAUCUCUCCUACUGUCAAGACUGGUGUUUGUCAGAGACUGAGUGAGUGUGUGUGUGAGUGAGAGUUUUAUUUCUUCACUCAUCAUUAACUCUCAGAGAUCUUACUCUGAGUAUGAAGUGGCUUAGAAGAGAAAGUUCCCUCAUCUGGCAGCAGAGAUAUAUCAGAGUUCUGCUCAUAAGCCUUAGCUGCUGUUCCUUGAGAUUUAGUUGAUCUCAAACAUAGGAUUAUUAUAGUGGUUUCCGAGUGUUAAUUGGAUUUAAUUGGAUUUUCUUAAUUGUCAUUUUGGACAAACAUUCUGCAGUACUGGUACAUUUAAUAGGCAACAACAAAUAAGGUUGCAACAUUCAGCACUUGGCCCAAACAAAGAGCUAAAGUUGCUUAUGUCUGCCUCCAGUAGGUCAGUCUUAGUCCUGCAUUAAUGGCUUGGUUAAUUCAAAACUCACUAUUUCACGUUUAUCCCCAAUGCCCAGUUGCUUGGGUUGCAAUGCAAUUAGUCAUUGCCAAGAUUUUAUGACAAAUAUGUGAUGCAGUAGUAGCAGAAAUAAGAAAAGUGCAGCAGAGCCGUCAACCCAAUCAUGCACUGGUGAGUGAGGACUAUCAUCGAUACUGUUAAAGUGGAAGUCUAAACACCUCAGUCACUAAGACAUUGCCUACUGGUUUUCUCUGUUUGACUUUGUCUUUGUUUGUUUGCUUGCUGUUGUCCCUCUGCUGUUCCUCUCUGCUGUUGUGAGGUUUCGUGUGGACCAUGUCUGUCUGGGUGUUUUAGAAUAGGACACCAGAAAACUCAUUCCAUGGUAAAACAAUAAGGGAAAAAAAGUGGAUUAUUAGACUGUUAGUGCUUCUUCUCCCAAACCCUUCCAAAGGGAGGGAGGGUUACUCUUCCAUGUUCACUGGUGUUGUGGCCGUCGUAGGAGUCCUCUGUUCACUGUUCAAGUCCCUUGUUCUCUGUCAGGUUGAUGUGUGUAAUUCCGAAUAUGUCUGUCAAAUUGACUGUCAAAGAACGCUGUGGGUGGACCCUCUGGCUAGUGUCAUUUGUUUUCUGUUUGUGAUUCUGUGUUGGUCAGUAGUCAGAAGUCAGUAGCAUGUCUGCAGAUUACACAAUGCAAGACAGAGGAAGUCCAGACCUUUCACUUUAACUGAAGGGGGAUAGAUUUGUUUUUGUUUUUCUAUCCUCCCUGUUCAGGUCCUUUACCACUGAAUACUUGAAGUAGCAGGGCAGUCUUCUGCUCUGAGAUUAUUAUAUAGUGUACAUGGUUGACGAAAGAAAAUAAAAAAGUGCUGUUGCAUGAUCAUUUUUACUUAUUGUGCCAACUAAUAGUGUGAACAACAAUUUGAGAAUACUGUCUUGGCCUCUAUGCAGAGUAUGGUAUAAUAGUACACCAUAUCAUGAAAAGGUGGGGCCUUUAUUCAGUGGCUCGGUAAAUCUACAAAUUCUCAGCCAUGGGAUGACAAACUUCAUGUCGCACAAAAGGCCUGGUGGUAAGAAAAAAGUAUAUCAAAGAAACGUAUGACUCUUCCUGUACAUGUUUGGCUCUCUUGCCCAGUCGCUUUUUUGUUUUUCUUUAAUGAUGUCAAAAAUGCAAACCUCUGGAUGAAGCAAAACACUGUGACCAAUGCCAGAAACAUGUUUUCUUUUUUUGUUUUCACUUUUUUAAAAGACAAUUUGUUUAUAUAUUUGUGUUUUUCUAUUUUGUUAUUUCUAUGGUUUAAGCAUUUGAAUAUGUACGUUUGAGAUUGUAAUAUUUGUAUAUGUAAAUGUUUUUGCGUUGUACAGUAAUGAUUUAGAUCUGAGUUUAAUGUGAGUGUCCAGCAUGCUGAAUGAUCACUUGUGUGAACGUGGGGUUAAAGUCCCAUGGUGCAUCAGUCCUCAUACGAUAAAUGCAUCCGCAUUGUACUGGUGUGAUGUGUUUGAGAGUGGUGUGUCCUCUCUCCCCUGUCGUAUCCCUGUAGGUGGACAGCCUGUGCAUUUGUUUUUUAUGAAAGUGAGUUUGCAUGUCUCUGAGGUGUUGUUCAGCGAGUUGAGAAAUGAGUCGACGGUGCAUGUGUUUGUGAGGCUGUGUGUGUGGUGAGGUGCGGUCGGGUCGGGUCGGGUCGGUGCAUGUGUUUGUGAGGGUGUGUGUGCGGUGAGUUGCCGUCAGGUGGGUGGGUGUAUUUGUGUGUGGGUGAACUGAACAUUAACCCUUCAGCAGGGGAGUUUUAGAUAGAUAGAUACAUCAAAAAAGUUUUGAACAUUCUAACAGAAGAUUCUGUUCUGCAACAAUGUAAGGUUCUAAAAAUAAACCCAGAUAUUCUUUAGAAUGUUCAAUUUCACAACAUUCUCGUCACACCAGUGUGACGGUAUCUGCUGGUCUGGGACUGAGAGAGAGUUAAGGGUGAGCUGAGACUCUCCAUCAGGAGAAACUGAUAGAGGGCAAGUUUGACUGAUAUUAUUCAGCAUGGGUACUGUUUGUCAUGUUUGGUGUUUGUAAAUCCAAUGAGGCUGUCUCCAGGGACACCUAGCUCUGAUCCACCCCCUCCCCCCUGGUGGUUGUUAUUGUAUGUGUUCUAUCAGAAUAUUACUGAGUGUUGGCCAGCUUGUUUAUAUCCAUUCAAUAAAGGUGAAUUUCUUUCUGAA